Molecule: messenger RNA, 4672 nt
Organism: Humulus lupulus (European hop)
Lineage: Eukaryota; Viridiplantae; Streptophyta; Magnoliopsida; Rosales; Cannabaceae
Product: sister chromatid cohesion protein PDS5 homolog B
Exons: 31
Coding region: 140-4408 (1422 amino acids)
Biological process (GO): DNA repair; mitotic sister chromatid cohesion
Cellular component (GO): nucleus; chromatin
Source: RefSeq, a predicted model, not a curated record
GCAAAGAAGGAACGUUCAAAUCACGCGCGCCUGAAGGAGGGAACUCGGAAGCAAAACCUCUCUCCCUGAAGGAGCAAGCAAUGCCCUUAAAAUUUCACUGAAACCCUCAUUUCUUUCACUGAAUCAGGCCUUGUCAUCCAUGGACGAGUCAGCGUUGAAGCUCAUCUCCACAAUCGGCACCCAACUCAGCAAACAAACUCGCCCAAACAAGGAUCUCAUUGUCAAAUCUCUUCGACAAGCUGCAAAUGCUUUGUCACAGUUGGAACAGCCUUCUUCUCUUGACGCCAAUCAAAAGUUGGAAGAUGCCAGAAAGAUAGAGGCUGCGAUUGAUCCUCUGAAAAAAUGCAUCACACGCGGAUUGCUUCAGCAUAGAGAUAAGGAUGUUAAGCUAUUGGUAGCCAUAUGUGUCAGUGAAACUUUUCGGAUCCUGGCACCCGACCUACCGUUCGAGGAUGAAUAUCUUAGGGAUGUUUUUAAACUUAUCAUUAGCAUGUUUGCGGAGCUAGCUGACACCACAAGCCCAUACUUUUCUAGGAGGGUUAAGAUUCUGGAGACUGUCUCAAGAUGUAAAUGCUGUGUGAUAAUGUUGGAUAUUGACUGCAAUGACCUGAUUAUGGAGAUGUUCAGUAUAUUUUUCUCUGUCGUGAGAGAGCAUCACCAGCGGAGCUUGAUUAAUGAUAUUUUGUCUAUAAUGACUCAUAUUCUUAACGAGGAGGCUACUCAACCGCUUUUGGACGUGAUUUUACAAAAUCUUUUGAAGGAGGAAAAGGAAACACCAUCUGCUGCUUCUCAGCUCGCUAUUUCUGUGAUUCAAACUUGUGCAGAGAAGCUUGGGCCUAUUGUUUGUGGGUUUUUAACAUCUUGCAUUUGGAAUAGAGAUGCUGUAAGAAGUGAAAUCAAAGAAUUUUACCAUGAAAUUAUCUUUAAAAUUUCACAGUGUGCACCUCGUAUGCUUCAAGAUGUCAUUCCGAACAUGUCUCAAGAAUUAGUGACUGAUCAGGUAGAUGUCAGAAUAAAGGCUCUUACUCUGAUUGGGAAACUUCUUUCACUGCCUGAGUUCCAUAUUGCACAAAAUCACCGUGAUCUUUUCAUAGAGUUUUUGAAAAGAUUUGCUGACAAAUCUGCAGAAGUUAGAGUGAGGGCACUUCAAUGUGCUAGAAUUUGCUACAUCACCAAUUCCACUGGGACAGAAUCACAUGAUGUUCUCUCUGCCCUUGAGGGACGACUGCUAGAUUUUGAUGACAAGGUGAGAAUGGAGGCUGUGAUUGUUGCCUGUGAUCUUGCUAGGUCUAACUUAAAAAAAUUUCCACCCAAAUUAUUGUCUCAAACUACUGAAAGACUGAGGGAUAAAAAGGUUCCUGUAAGGCAAAAGACACUGGAGAAAUUAUUGGAAGUAUAUCGUGAUUAUUGCAACGAAUGUUCUGAAGGUCGCAUGACAAUAUGUGACCAACUGGAACAAAUUCCAUGUAAAAUGCUUAUGCUUUAUUAUGACAAAGACUGUAAGGAGUUCAGACCCCAAAACAUGGAGCUCAUUUUGGUGAAGGAUUUAUUUCCAGCACUUCUUUCUGUAGAGGAGAGGACAAGGCACUGGGUCCAUUUAUUUUCACUUUUUAACUCUCUACAUUUGAAGGCAUUGAACUCAAUUUUAUAUCAGAAAGGAAGGUUGCAGAAUGAGAUGCAAACUUAUUUGGCUUUCCGAGCAAAAGAGAAGGAGAAUUGUUCAGAAGAGAAGCAGAGUAGAUGCACAAGUUCAUUCAUGAAAAUGGCAGCAUCCUUUGCAGAUCCUUCUGAAGCAGAAAAGGGCUUUAAAAAAUUGAACAAUAUGAAAGAAAAUAAAGUAUUUAAUUUUCUGGAAACUUUGUUAAAAGACCUAGGGCAUGAAAAUGCUGAGACUACCAGAGACAAGCUUUUGAAUUUGAUAGGAGAUAAAAACCAAAAUUUUGAGUUUCUGCAAACACUCUCCUUAAAAUGCUCUCACAACAUAUUCAGUUCAGGGCAUGUCCGCUGUAUUUUAGAUAAUCUUUCCAGUAAUGGUUUUGGGGAUAAGCACUAUGAGGAUUCUUCUCUCCGGCUUCUUUUGGCUGUUACCAGCGUCUUCCCUAAGCUUUUGAGAGGUUCAGAAGAGAAAUUCCAAAUGUUAUUAAAAGGAAGCAAUGCAUUUUGUGAUAAGAUGAUUGAAGUGUUAGUGAAAGCAGGCCCUCAUAUAUCUGUUAAACUAAGUGAAAUUUACCCUUUUCUGAAGAGGGUGUGUCUUGAAGGGACUCGUUUGCAGUCUAAAUUUGCUGUUUCGGCAAUUGCAGCAUUAAUUGAUACAUCAAAGGAGCUCAUUUUUUCAGACCUGUGCAAGGAACUUGUGGAUUCUUUACAUUGUGGAAGGAACACUUUGACGGUGUUGCAGUCUUUGGGGUGUCUUGCACAACAUUCUGUUUCAACAUUUGAAGCUCAUGAUGGAGAGAUCACUCCAUUUAUUUAUGAGAAGAUUUUACAAGUAAAAGUGCACUUAACAGAAUCUUCAAGUUCAUCUGAUGAUAGUUUUGGUUGUAGUGAUUCUUGCAAAUUGAAGAUAUGUGGGCUAAAAUUACUUGUGAAGAGUUUUUUGCCACACCAUGGAGCUAAACUCAGACGGAAUAUCAAAGAAUUGUUGGACAGAUUGUUGAUUUUAAUGAGAAAUAAUGAGAUGUGCAGUGAAAGAAAUGUGUCCUUUUUGAGACUAGCUGCUGCAAAGUCUGUUCUCCGACUUUCUCAAAGAUGGGAUUUGUAUAUUUCUCCAGAGACAUUUUGCUCAACGGUUUCAAUGGCAAAGGAUGACUCAUCUUUUGUCAGAAGGUCUUUUCUCGAUAAAACACACACAAUGUUGAAGAAGCGUGCCAUACCAAGUAGAUACGCAUGUGCUUAUGCAUUGGCCUCCUCAGAUUGCCUUAAGGAUUCAUAUAAAUAUAUGGCAGAAUUUAUCAAAGAGUAUGGUAGAGAAGCUCGUCAAACAACUGGUGACAAGGAGGGAUUAAUAACUGCAUUCCCUGCGUACAUAGUAGUAUUCUUAAUUCAUUUGCUUGCACAUGAUAAAGAUUUUCCUCUUGAAGAUUGUCAAAAUGAAGAAUUAUAUGCUCAGUUUUGCAGUCCACUGUUUUCAGUAUUGCAGGCGUUACUCAGUGCUAUCAAUUUUGAUAAUGACUUGGGUGUAGUUAAUGACACUGUCUUGUACUUGCUUUGGAUUUUCCGAGCUAUUAAGAGAGCUGACGAUGCUGUUAAUAUUAAAAAUACUAGUAAGCUUCAUAUUCUAGCAGAUAUCGGGCUCUCUUUUGUCAAUGCAGUAAAUCAAAGUGGAAUCUCAGCCUCCUCCCCUGGCCAUAUUUUGCUACCAUCAUCUUUAUACAGAGCUAAUACAGAACAUCCUAAAAAUAAUGAAGUUUUUGCUAAAAAAGUGGUUCAUGUAUUUCAAUCUCAUAGCUCUUUGCAGCCUGAGACUAAUCCUUCUAAACGUGGCCGGAAGUAUAAAGGGGAUUGCACACAAUCAGCUGUUAUCAGGGACAGAAAUUUGUACUUUCCGCCUUGCAAAAUAGAAGAUUUACCCAUUUCUAAAUCAGCAGAGACUGAAAAAAAUGUGAAGCCAGACAGUACCACGAGAGGUAGACGAAAACAGGCUGCCUCUGUGAAUGCUUCCGGGUCAGUUCAACUGCACGAGUGUUCUAAAAGUGAUCACCAUAUUGAUGCUUCUGAAAAAUCAGAAUCAAAGCCGGAAACAGAACAUGUAUUACCCUCUCGUGGUUCUGUGCCUAAAAAACCUUUAGUGGCUGAAUCACAUGUUUCAACCCGAAGCAUGAAAAGAAAUGCUGCUUCUUUAAAAGGAAGUGGUGGUGUGAGCAACAAUAGUUGUGCUGAAGGUUCCAAAUUGAACCAGGCUAAGCUCAAAGACUGUUCCAGCUUGAAAGAAACUACUGAUAAGGGUGAGGCAUUAAUUGGAAAGCGGAUCAAGUUGUUAUCACCAAUUGAACGAUGCUUUUAUGCAGGCACGGUGGAUGGUUAUAAUUCUGAAAACAAUACCCACAAGAUUGCAUGCGAUAAUGGGAAUGUAGACUUAGUAUGCUUGGAUAGUGAGAGCUGGGAGACUGUGGGUGAUGAAUCCCAACUGGAAACGGUUAUAUCAGCAGAGAAUUCAAACGCCCUUCAUUUGCAGUGUCGGAACACUGAUUUCCAUAAAAUAGUGAUACGGGGAAGUUUUUAUUUCAGUGGCAAAAAGAAACCUACUGAUGAUACAUACAGUAAAAUUCCUCCUCGACCGACUAGAAAUGUUGGAAGGGAAAGUGAGAAGACAAAGAGCCAGAAAGCUUCAGUAGAUGCCUUGGCAUCAAAAGUUAUUGAUACAAAUGAGGACAUUGGGGUUAGAAGAUCUCGGAGGCGAAAAGCAUAAAUAAUUUUUUUUAUUGCCCCUAUGGAAUUGAAUUUUGGGGCCUUUAAAGUUCAUAGAAUUGUAUAGCUUGAUACAAUAUGUAUAAUGAUGAGUUUAGAAAAUCCUAAUUAAUCAAGUGGUGCCCACAUUGCGUUUAUGUAAUUAUCAUCUGAUUUAUGUGGGUUUGUAAAUAUUAUUUGGGAGGUAAUACGGUUGAGAAUAGGGAGGGGUUGCAUAUGAGUACUCGCAAGGGUCGCAAAUUGAGAAUGAAUAUUCCUUUGCUUA